AUGCCGCGGGAGCUGCGGCAAUUUAAGCAUUCGAACGAGGGCCUUCAGGACGAAGACGUGCGAGGGCUCCCGACGGAUGAGCGACACUUUGACGAGGUGGACCUGUCGAGGAACCUCUUUGGGCCAAGCGGCAUUCAGAGUAUCAUGAACUUCGCUCUCUUGCAGCGGCAGUUGACAGUUUUGAAACUGUAUCGAUGCGGUUUGGGUGAUGCCUGCGCCGAGAUACUGAGCGAAUUUUGUUCAUCGCAGAUAGUAUUGGAUCAGCUGCAUCUGUCCCACAACGAGAUCACAGAGAAGGGUGCCGUCAGGCUGAUCUAUGCCUGCGAAAGGGGUCGCUCCGCGGAGCACCUUCCUUUAUGGCUCCGGCUGGAGCACAAUUUCAUCGCACGCCCGGAGGAGGUGCUCCGCCAGUUGGAGUCGCAGUACACCAUUUGCUCCUGCCCCCCUGGACGGUGUGGGACGAUGAAAUGCGCCUGGAGGCGGAAGGUUCAUCUUCCGCACUUCAUCACCCAAGACGUGGUGUACUGGGAAGGAAAGGCGGACCACCGACAGGAUGUGGAGUCCAGGCCGUUCAGAGGCGAGGAUCUACCAGAGGACAGGGCAUCUGACAUCUCGGACCUGGACCUUGACUGCCGUGGACGUGGCUUGCGAGCCUGGCACGGUCCGGAUCGGCAAUCUUCCCGUGAACGAAGUCGCAGUCCUUUUGCAAGCGCAUUGGACGAGAACCAGCUACUAGCCUGGCAGGAGAAGCUUCUGAGACGAGAGAAGGAGCUGGACGAACUUGAACGAUUUGCCCUGCGUUUUGGUGUAGUCAGGUAG
Messenger RNA from Symbiodinium natans, 819 nucleotides. NCBI's taxonomy places the organism in Eukaryota, Dinophyceae, Suessiales, Symbiodiniaceae. The record is from the annotation of a GenBank genome assembly.